ACAAGGCCAGAAUAAUAUUAAGAAUGAAAACAGAGCCAGCCAUCGCAAAAGCAGCAAAUGCUGAGUAACUGGAGUUAUAUUAUUUAAUGCUGAAGUCUGGUAAUAUACCAAUAUGGCCCGCCCUGGCCGGCGGGCACCCUCGCCUGGCGCCUAUUCUGCGAAAAGAGCGCUGCUUGUGGAAAAGAACGCUGAGGGAAAUGGAAAAGAGCUGGAGCAGCAGGCCACCAAUGCCGUUGAACAGGAUUAUGAUCCCUUUAAAUGACGCGCUUUGUACGGCACGUGGAUUCACCGGUUUCCAGCACUUGCGCAGAGAUGUUUCGAGAAGCUAUCGAAUCUAGCGUACGCGUAAAUAAACAUAGGUGGAGAAAAAUUACCCAAACAGGCAGAUUAACAAUGGCAACAGAUGUAGAGCCAGUCACAACGGCAGACAAGUUCUCAGCAAAUGCUGAGGAAUUAGAGAGCUACUAUCUAAUGCUCGAGGCUGGUACCAUACCGGACUUACAGUGGCUAUUCCCCGGACGGCGGGCGCCCUCGCCAGACGCCAGUUCUGGGGGGAAUAGCAAAGAGCUGGAGCAGGCCACCGAUGCCAUUGAACAGGAACCGCAGAAGGCGAAUGACUUUGACUUCAGCGACGAUGUGGCUCCCACACAGAUGCGGGUACGCAGCCAGACAUCCACGCCGAAGUCGGCCAAAAAGAAGACGGCCGACUUUGCCGGUGUUAUGGAGACGCUCAAGAAGAAAAAUGCCGAAAGCUCCUAGCAUACGGGGAAGCGUAGUAUCAGCCAUAGGCCGUUCUUCUGAUACGACUACGACGCGGAACCUGCAUACCUGACUCUGGAUUUGAAUUGGAGGAUCGACAAGGUAAUAUUUUGUAUUUAAGGCACUACCAAUCAUGUUUUUUCGUAGGCUAUUCAAUGUAUUUGUUUUGUCCACGUUGUAUUAAGAUGUUUUAUGUCUAGCCGUUAAAUAAAACACCCCUCAAAUGUAUUUAAAUUUAAGGUUCGAUUAUGCUAUAGAUCAUAUAUUGCAGCAACAGACUUUAGGGAUGCAGAACAAGACACAUAUAUUAGAUAUAAAUAGAAUUAGAAAUAGGGUCAUUAGCAGGAAAUACUUAUUUUUAUAGGAUAAGGACUCCUAUUGGAGCAGUCCAUUUGGGGCAUGAAUAUUCGUAUUCCCUCUUCCUUAAAAAUGUGUCCUUGCAUCUGAAAUUCCCAUUGGAAUUCCCCCAAUUUAUAACACAUGUAUUAUCUUAUACUACUA
Drosophila pseudoobscura is the source of this 1260-nucleotide messenger RNA. RefSeq names its product PTIP associated 1 (gene Pa1). NCBI's taxonomy places the organism in Eukaryota, Metazoa, Arthropoda, Insecta, Diptera, Drosophilidae. Bases 259 to 759 code for a protein of 166 amino acids. Gene Ontology annotation, biological process: positive regulation of intracellular estrogen receptor signaling pathway; positive regulation of cell cycle G1/S phase transition. The record is from RefSeq and is a predicted model, not a curated record. Gene Ontology annotation, cellular component: MLL3/4 complex. Gene Ontology annotation, molecular function: nuclear estrogen receptor binding. The transcript has 2 exons.